UGCCGGAGAGGGAGUCGAGAGCGCUGCUGGGAACUACAUGGUGCUCAAUUUUUCAAGAUGUCGUCGCUGGAAAAGAGGCUGUCGCGAAUCGAGGAGAAACUAAAGCAAGAAAAUGAAGAAGCUCGCAGGAGAAUCGACCUUAACAUCGAGAUGAGUCCGCAGAGAUCACGUCCGAGGCCGAUCAUCGUGAUCCAGCUCAGUCCUGCUCCAGCCCCUUCCCAGCGUGCAGCGCUCCAGCUGCCAUUGGCCAACGAUGGAGGCAGCCGCUCCUCGUCUUCAGAGAGCUCCCCUCAGCACCACCCGUACCCCAGCCGCCCGCGACACAUGCUCACGCUGCCCACCCCUCCCUACGCCCUGCAGAAGAGCUUAGAGAAUGCAGAGAUAGACCAGAAAUUGCAGGAGAUCAUGAAACAGACGGGCUACCUGAAGAUCGACGGCACGCGGUAUCCAGCAGAGGUGACAGACCUGAUCAGUGAGGGGGAGAUCGGCAGUGGGACCUGCGGACAAGUCUUCAAAGUACGAUUCAAGAAGACCGCCCAUGUCAUCGCUGUGAAACAAAUGCGCCGUACAGGAAACAAAGAUGAGAACAAGAGGAUCCUGAUGGACCUGGACGUGGUGCUGAAGAGUCACGACUGCCCUUACAUCAUCCAGUGCUAUGGCGCCAUAGUUACCAACACGGAUGUCUUCAUUGCCAUGGAGCUGAUGGGAACGUGUGCUGAGAAGCUGAAGAAGAGAAUCCAGGGCCCCAUGCCGGAGCGCAUCCUCGGGAAGAUGACGGUAGCAAUAGUGAAGGCGUUGCUGUACCUGAAAGACAAACACGGUGUCAUCCACCGGGACGUGAAGCCCUCCAACAUCCUCCUGGACGAUAAAGGUCAGAUCAAACUGUGUGACUUCGGCAUCAGCGGACGCCUCGUCGACUCCAAAGCCAAGACCCGCAGCGCCGGCUGUGCUGCCUACAUGGCGCCUGAGAGAAUAGACCCUCCAGAUCCCACCAAACCUGACUAUGACAUCCGAGCAGACGUGUGGAGCCUUGGCAUCUCUCUGGUGGAGCUGGCCACGGGACAGUUUCCCUACAAGAACUGUAAGACAGACUUUGAGGUUCUGACCAAAGUGCUGCAGGAAGACCCUCCUCUGCUGCCCCUCGGCAUGGGCUUCUCCCUCGACUUCCAGUCCUUCGUCAAAGACUGCCUCACAAAGGAUCACAGAAAAAGGCCAAAAUACCACACGCUGCUGGAGCAUAGUUUCAUCCGGCGUUACGAGGUGGUGGACGUGGACGUGGCCGGCUGGUUCCAGGCGGUGAUGGACCGCACCGAGUCGCCCCGCAGCAGCCAGUGUUACAGCCACCAGCACCAGCUCCACUCGCUCUUCAGUAGGUAGCCUAGCCCAGCCCGGCUCAGUCUGCCCUAGUCUAGCCCAGCGUUAGCAGCUAAGCCUAGCGUUAGACCCAGCCUGUCCAUUUGUCCACCAGAGACCCUGAAGAGCCCACAGAGGGGGGGCGGAGCCUCGAUGGAGGGAUGGACGGACAGAUGACACAGGUGUUCUGUUUCUCAGUGUGUUGAAUCUGGACAGGCAGACAUGGGAAGGGGGGGGGGGGGAAGAGAAAACGAUGUGCACACUGUAGUUAGCUUCAUUUGUUUACACACUGUCUCGUCACACUAUCAUUACGUCACAGCAUAGUGUGUGUUAUAGCCACACACUUGCAUACAAACUGUGUUCCUACAUGUCCUCCACGUGUCAUUUAGUUUCUCACCUACAUGUCUUCAGCAUCGAUCCAAGCCGUUGGAACAGAGUAGUCACUACACUGGAACAAAGCAUCUGCUACAUUAGCAAACAUGAAUCUUUCUUGUGCAAAAACCUUUCUGAGGACACAUAAAUGUCCCGUGCAAUUAUGAUUCUUCAGGUUUCUAUUAUCACACAUUCUCAGGCUGAAUCUGUUUGUGUGUGCGCGUGUGUGUAUGGAUGGAUAUCAAGACACAGUCACUGGUUGUUUUCAAAAGUGAGAUUAUAUCUACUAGCCAUUUAUUCACAUUCACACUACAGCUGUUACACUCGCGCCAUAAUAAAUUCAUCUGUUAGCGGUGCUUCAUUUUAACAUGUUAAGUAUAGUAACUUUCAUUCAUUUUGAUAUGAGUAAUGUUUAGGUUACCCGUAUCAUGUAUUUAGAAGCUGCACAAUUGGGAAAAACACAAUGAAAAAUACUUACAAAAAAAUUAGUGUUGCAUUCUAGCUUUGUAGAGAAGGAGUUGGUUUGGUUUUGUGUUUAGAAUAACAUAGCUAAACUAAAAGAGAUGGAGGGAUGCUAAGAAGAGAAACAACGAGUGAGAAAGGGAUUCUUUCUAGUAGUGUGGGAGAGAGAAGCAGAGAAAGUGGAAGAAGGAGGGAGUUGUACUCUUGGUUGUUUGAAUAACUGUUAGAGAAAGGAGGGAGAGGUUAGGAGCUUAUCUUGUACAAAGAGGUAGAUGUUAAAACCUGUGGAGCAUUUUCUUACUCUGAGUUUGUCUACCUCUUCCUCUCUGUCGGCCUCUGCUGUUUAGUGUGACGUAGUGCUCCACAGGGUGACCAGACCAAAGGCUGCAUGUAGGUUGUUGUUGUUGGUGGAGGCCAAAAGAUUUAGACCUGCUCCUGCAAACAUUUCAGAAACCAGAGAGACACAUCUUUAUGAAGCAUGCUAGUGCUGUUUUUAGAACCUAGAGCAGGGGUCUCAAAGCCUCAGAUCCAGUCAAGCUGCCCACAUGUUGAGAGUUGAUUCUUAAAUAUAGGUGUUUGGUCUUAUAGCUGCUUUUUGCCUUCAUAGUCUUUUAGUUUUAAAGAUUGUUUUCCCAGGAUUGCAAAUAAGGAUUUAUUCAGUAUCUCUGAAUCACUAAGCUUUACUUUACUUUAAUAAUUCAGUCAAACAGUUAUUUCCAAAUCCUUGUUAUCUUUUAAAACAAAGAAAAGCAGUUCAUCUUGAAUUCUGGCAAUACUGAAACCAGAAAACCUUCAGAAAUGUUUCUUUAAUUAUUUAAAUGGUUUUAGAAUAUGUUUGUCAUCGACCGACUAAUUGAUUAAUCAAGUAGUCCCUAACAACCUGUCAUAGGCUAAGACCAAUGGCACGCAGGCGUUCAGCGCUGCAGUGCUGUUAGCAUUUAUGCAGAAAGCUUGGAGAAGCGUCCCUGCCAGACGGGAAACUGAACUUUGAGACCCCUGAACUAGAAGAUUGUAAAGAUAAAAUUGACUGUGUCCAGCUCACCUGAACAGGUCCAUGUGUUUGAAACUGAGAUGUGUAGAUGUACACAUUUUGAGUGCAGGUCUUCAGAGACUGACUGACUAGAGUCCUUUUGACGGGCAACAGCCGAAACCUGCUAGAUAUGCAGACUCGGACUCAGAAAACCAAAUCACUGCUAGACACGGAGAAGUGCGAAAUGGCGACGAUAGAGAGAGGAAAAGUGAAGUAUGAGGGAGGGAGAGAGAGAGAUGAUGUCAAGAUAUCAGAAAAGGAGAGGGAGAGCUAAACGUCAGGAAAACGAGAGGAGGCGAUGGAGUGUGGUGAGAAGUAGACGGGGAGAUUUAAGGAAGUUGGAUUGGAAGUUGGGAAUAGUCAGAGACAAACUGGAGGUGGAGGACAGGAAGUAAGUGUGAAUAAGGAGAGAGGAAACAUGAGGGGAAACAGGCUAGCUGGUUAUUGUAAAAAGCUUUCAUGGUGUUACACCAACCUACCAAUUAUGAUUUUAGCGAGUGAGUUAGCGUGUUGUGUUUAUGAUGUUUACCGUUGAAACAAUGUUAUUUAUUUACAUUGCUACUGCUGCUACUUUUUAUUGCUUUAGACGCUGCUGUCACUUCUUUUCCCCAAAGGACAAAUACUUUAUUCUUUUUUUGAAGCCAAAUAAGUAAAAUAAUGCAAUGUCAACACGUGUUACCAAAUACAGAGAAAGUCUGAAGAGAGAGAAAGCAAGUGGGAGAGGGAGAAGAAGAGAAAGUGUGGGAGGUUGGAUUUAUAAAAAGUACUAACUAACACAAAAUAUUAACAUCACCUCAAAUGUAGCUCUAUGUGUAAUGGAAGUAGUUAAUCCUUUAUUUCCUGACGUCACACUAAACUGUACAGUUUAUCAUUAGAGGGGAGGUCUGUCUGUCCAGAUGCUUUGUGUCCUGUCCCCCCGUCCCUCCAUCUGUCCACAGGUCGCCUGCAGGCUUGACAACAUGACAGUUCACACCAAAGGUGUCAAAACUCAACGUAAAUACAAAAGCGUGUAAUUGUUAUGACUAUUGUUAUUGACCUUAUAAUUGAUUACUCUCUGCUAUGAUAUAUAUAUGAAAUCUCUCUAUAGCUAGUGGGAGAGGGGGGGGCGGGGCGCUGUACUGUAGUAGUGCUGAGUGUGUGUGUGUUAUGCUGUACAGGGGGAGACUGGUGCACUUAUUUAAAACAGAGGCCCAUCUCAUCUGAUGCUCACUUUAAAUCUAAAUGAUGAACAUGCAUUUAGGUGAAACACCAAAACUGAUCUAUCCAUACAGUGUCUAUAUCUAUAUAAGCUAAUAUCAGCCUGGCCAAUUAUAGCGUUUCUAUAUUAUCCAUGAUGAUCAUCAGGGAUACUUUUUAAAUUUAGAAAUUCUCCCUCCAGUUCCAGAGAAGACAUACUACUACUGAUGAGUAAACUAAAACUAAAUAUAUUGAAAAACACAGUGUCCCUUUAAUUACAGCUGGAAGAGUGUAAAAAUGAUCCGUUAACCGCAUUAUCUCCAGGUUAAGCCCUGACCUGACCCGUUAAUAUAGGUAUUGCGAUUAAACACACUUACUGCGUUUUAAUCGAACCCUCUAGAAUGAUUGAUAUUUACUCUGGUUAGAUUAGGGAGAAUUUACCCUUUUUGCCCGAUACCACUGUCAAGGAUGGUGAUUGAGAGUUUCAGGGCAGGCAGUCCUUCACAAUAUGGCUGCUGAUUAUGCUUAAUAAAAUUAGCUGAUCCAGUUGUUAAACAUCCUGCACCAUUAUUUUAAUUUGACAUAUCUCUAGAAAAACAACAUAUUUCAUGUUGUCUGUCCACAUUUUGUUAAUUUUUACACGUGCCUAUGAAUUAACAUAAAUGUAUGUUAUUCCCGUUACACACAUGUUUGCAGAUACCCCACCAGAUGCAGGACUGUAGUAUUGGUUAUUCUGGUGAUUAACCAUGAGCCAACUUCGUAAUACAAGUUAACCUGUGUUAACCCGUGAUGCACAUACUUUGCGAGCUAAUAUUCUAAGACCUGGAACUUAUCUAGCUUGCUAGCUUGUCUAAAACUCUAUAUCCUAAACUCUGUACGUGUGUCUGAACACGGAGCAGCACCCAGUCUCCUGCUGUGCUUUGUUAUUAAGCUGAUGUUUAUUUUGCUAAAACACACACACUCACUCUUCCGUUCUGUUUGUGUGCAUUUCCAUGCAAACACCAUCACAACACCUCUGUGAAACCAGUCAAGGCAGGUGUGCUCAGAAUGGCUGUCCAUGUGUCUGUGUGUGAGGAAACAUCUGUAACACACACACAUCAAAUGUAUAAAGUCAUCCCAUUCUCCACAGCAAUGCUGGCUCCUGCCAAUAGUGGCUUUAUGUGUAUUUUAGUUUACCAGAGGUGUAUCAAAACAGUGUGUGUGUUUGUUGUGAAACCAUCUGUAAGUAAACCAAAUAUCAUUUUCACUAUGCAGUCAUUCAAACCAUGUCAGCUUGCUCCCAUGGGGGGAGAAAUCCUCCUGUUCAUUCACAGAUUUACGAACAAACUGGAGUUAGCCACAGUGAUUUUUUGUUUUUGAGCCCCUCCCCCUCACAGUGUGAUUUAAACGGCGCCUUCAGCUAAAGAGUAGAGGGAGAGCGAGAGAUGUGUUUUGAAUGAGCUGACAAAUAUUUAAGGAUUGUAUUUGGGUCGGGGAGGGACGCAGGGUUAGACUGGGGUUUGUAGUUUUGGGGGAGAUACAGAUCAAUGCUGUAAAGUAUAUCAAUUGCAUGUUAUUGUCUCCGUUGUAACUGCCAUUGUUUUUGUUUUCUUUCUACGACAACGGUGGGUUUGGGCGGGGAUGCACAAAACUUUAUCCUUAUUUAUAAUUUUUACGCAUAUUUACGUAUGUUUGUUUUUAAAAUGUUGAAUUAUUGUGUAUUUAGAAAAAUACACAUUUUUAGUUGGUUUUUUUGCCUUUUUAAAAAAAGAAAUGUUUGCAAUAUAUAUUUUUUUUCACUUUGGACCCGUGGUGGAGCAGGAGCUGUGUCAUUAUUAGCAGAAAGUGUUUGUUAGAGAUCGUCCUGUUUCCCCUCACCCUGUGCCGUGUGUGUUUCUUUCAGUUAGCCGCGUGUGAGUUUUGUCUACCAAAAGUCUUUAUCCAUGGUGAUCAUUAUUAUUAGCUUUUAUUUUUUGUCCAUUGUUGUUUUUUAUUAUGAUUACUGUUUUUAUUAUUAUUAUUUUUGUUAUUAUUAUUAUUAUUAUUAUUCAGGGCAAAGAUGACACCAAAUUGAACAAAGAAAUAAAUGGGUGAUCCCAGACAGUGCAGAGCUUCUUUUACUGGCGAGGUGGAGCAAUGGUUCCUCACCGUUACGCUGUAGUGUCUGCCACCGUAUUGAAACCGCCACGUAAAGACAACCUCUGAGCUGAAAGUCUAAUAGUAUUUUUUUAUUAUUAUUAUAUAUUGUUUUCCUUUGAUCAGAUAUCAUGAUCGUUUUAUUUCUUGUAACCCCAGUUUGGGUCAUAAAUGGUGUGCUGUUAUUUAAUUUCUUUAUUUUUCCCUCUCAUCCCUGCCCACUGCUUUUUGAUUUUUUUAUUCUAUUUCAUGAUUUUUUUAUUCAUUCUGGUUUGAUGCUGUAGUGUUGAGCUGAUUGGUCGAACACCAGAGCUUAUUUUUUCUUUCCUAAUGCUGAGACUCGUGACUGAUGUUGCACUUGUGAUGGGUUUUAUUUUUGUUUUUGUUUUGCGUUGCAGAUUUGGGAUUGUUGUGCAGGAGAAUAUCGGGUGUUUUCCUUAUUUUCUUUAAGUCACAGCAGUUAUUUUAUCAAUCAUAGAUCUGUGACACAGAGCAAGAAAAUGAUUCAACAGUGUAUUUUUCUCACUGAUAUUUAUUUAUUGGUCAUUUGUAUGGUUUUUUUGGUUUGUUUUAUUUUGAUGUAUUGCUUUUUUGUGGAGGGCAAACAGGACUCAAGGUAGAGGAGUUUUACAUUGUGUACAAAAAGCUAAAUAUUGUAUUCAAGCAUCACACUAACGUACAGUCUAGAGUAACAGGUAAAGUAGAAGCCUGCAGCACAGUGAGGUGCUUCUGUUUCUGGCUUUACUGUGACUGUCAGACUUUGUUUACUGUUUACCCUCUCAGAAGGCACAAACAAACUGGUUUAAAGAAGCCACAGCAUGGUGUAUUUGAACUGUAGUGCUUUGCUAAUAACUCACAGUUAAAGCUUGUAUUGUUUGAAACGUUGAUGGUUUUUAAUCUGAAUGCCAGAUACAAAGCACACUAGAUUUGUGUUUUUAAGUUUAUGGUAUUCCAGCUGAUGAUAACUGCUAUGAUAGUGGACGGAUUGGCUUGUUAUUAACCUGCACUCCCUGCUUUGAAACAUCUUUGAGGUUUGAUGCUUGGUUUUUCCUAAAUGCAGUCUAGAUAGCAUGAUGCUAGUUCGCAGGGUGGGGGGAGGAUUGACUUCAGUCUCCACUGUUGCAGUUCAAAGGCUCCUUUAAGUACGACACCGUGGAUUUAUUUACAGUUGUAUCAUCGAAACAGCUUUGCUGCCCGUUUCUCUUUUCGUUUUGUUUUUUGGCUGUAUUUUAUCCCCCCCCCUCCCCCCAGUCUCAUUUCAAACAGAAUAAAUGCCAUUAUAUUGUGAAUACCUCAGGAUUUUUUUGGAGAAAAAAAAACAAUAAAACACCUAAAAAUCAAAUAAAUAAAAACUCAUAAAAAUG
Messenger RNA from Trematomus bernacchii (emerald rockcod), 7872 nucleotides. RefSeq names its product mitogen-activated protein kinase kinase 7 (gene map2k7). The transcript is spliced from 12 exons. Gene Ontology annotation, molecular function: ATP binding; protein kinase activity. The record is from RefSeq and is a predicted model, not a curated record. Gene Ontology annotation, biological process: protein phosphorylation. NCBI's taxonomy places the organism in Eukaryota, Metazoa, Chordata, Actinopteri, Perciformes, Nototheniidae. The coding region runs from base 58 to 1377 and encodes 439 amino acids.